Messenger RNA from Trichosurus vulpecula (common brushtail), 1686 nucleotides. RefSeq names its product transmembrane protein 151B (gene TMEM151B). Lineage: Eukaryota; Metazoa; Chordata; Mammalia; Diprotodontia; Phalangeridae. The record is from RefSeq and is a predicted model, not a curated record. The coding region runs from base 1 to 1686 and encodes 561 amino acids. The transcript has 3 exons.
AUGUCUCCCCCCGGCUCGGCUGCAGGAGAGAGCGGCAGCGGCGGCGGCUGCGGCGGUGGCGGCCCCGGGCCCCUGGAGGAGGCGGCGGCGGCGGCGGAGGGCACCGCCCGAGAGGAGCAGCGCCCAGUGCAGCCCUCCUUCACCAAGUCCCUCUGCCGUGAGUCGCACUGGAAGUGCCUGUUGCUGUCGCUGCUCAUGUACGGCUGCUUGGGGGCCGUGGCCUGGUGCCAUGUCACUACGGUGACUCGUCUCACCUUCAGCAGCGCCUACCAGGGCAACAGCCUCAUGUACCACGACAGUCCCUGCUCCAAUGGCUACGUCUACAUCCCUCUGGCCUUCCUGCUCAUGCUCUAUGCUGUCUACCUCGUGGAAUGCUGGCACUGUCAGGCCCGCCACGAGCUGCAGUACCGCGUGGACGUGGGCAGUGUGCGGGAGCGAGUGGGUCGCAUGCAGCAGGCUACGCCAUGCAUCUGGUGGAAGGCCAUCAGCUACCACUAUGUCCGCCGCACCCGACAGGUCACUCGUUACCGAAAUGGGGACGCCUAUACUACCACGCAGGUCUACCACGAGCGUGUGAACACCCAUGUGGCCGAAGCUGAAUUUGACUACGCGCGCUGUGGUGUCCGCGACGUGUCCAAGGCACUGGUGGGGCUGGAGGGCGCGCCAGCCACGCGAUUGCGCUUCACCAAGUGCUUCAGCUUCGCCAGCGUGGAAGCAGAGAAUGCGUACCUGUGCCAGCGCGCACGCUUCUUUGCAGAAAACGAGGGGCUGGACGACUACAUGGAAGCGCGGGAGGGUAUGCACCUGAAGAACGUGGACUUCCGCGAGUACAUGGUGGCCUUCCCCGACCCGACGCGCCCGCCUUGGUACGCCUGCCAGUCGGCCUUCUGGGCAGCCGCCCUGCUCACGCUGUCCUGGCCUCUGCGGGUGCUGAGCGAGUACCGCACGGCAUACGCCCAUUACCACGUAGAGAAGCUCUUUGGGCUGGAGGGCGGCGGCGGCUCCACCCCAAGCGGUGACGAGUCCCUGCCCCCGCUCACCCAUCGCCUGCCCCGGGUCAACACGGUGGACAGCACGGAGCUGGAGUGGCACAUCCGCUCCAACCAGCAGCUGGUGCCCAGUUAUUCUGAGGCCGUGCUGAUGGACCUGGCCGGGCUGGGAGCUCGCUGCAGCGGGGGGCCCGGCGGGGGCUACGCGCCCUCUUGCCGCUACGGUGGCGUGGGCGGCUCGGGGGCAGCCGGGGCAGCCCCUUACCGCCGCAGCUGCGAGCAUUGCCAGCGCGCAGUCAGCAGCUCGUCCAUCUUCUCUCGCAGUGCGCUCAGCAUCUGCGCCAGUCCCCGGGGCGUGGCUGGGGCCGGGGGUCCAGGGGGCAGCGGAGGCUGUGGCGGGAGUCGUUUCUCCCUGGGCCGCCUCUACGGCUCCCGCCGCAGCUGCCUGUGGAGGAGCCGGAGCGGGAGCGUUAACGACGCCAGCUGCCCCACGGAGCAGACGCGCCUGUCCAGCCAGGCCAGCAUGGGCGGCGACGACGACGAUGAGGACGAUGAAGAUGAAGAGGGGGGACCCCCUCCACCCUACCACGACGCGCUCUACUUUCCCGUGCUCAUAGUACACCGGCAGGAGGGGUGCUUAGGCCACAGCCACCGGCCAUUGCACCGCCACGGCUCCUGUGUGGAGACCUCACUGUGA